Cotesia congregata is the source of this 522-nucleotide messenger RNA. Lineage: Eukaryota; Metazoa; Arthropoda; Insecta; Hymenoptera; Braconidae. The record is from the annotation of a GenBank genome assembly.
AUGAGUACCUCAGAAGAAGUGCCUGUGAAAAUAGAAUUUAAAAAGAAGAAACGUAACAUUCCAUUAAGGACAAGAAAAGUUGAAAGUGAUGACAGUGAUGAUGAUAAUAAUGGUUCAGUUAUGAGCAAGAUUGAAGAAACAAAAAUAAUUCAAAAACUACGUGAGAAACCUAAGGGAGUCAGUUAUAUUGAAGAAGAGUUGACAAAAAGAAAAAAUACUUUGAGUAACAAUUCAGACAAUCCACAAGAUAGUGACAAAAAUAAUUACUGCUCGCCUGAAGAAGCAGCUUUACAGGCAGUUCCUGAACAUCUAAGACUGAGUUCCACUCACAAGAGCGAAGAAAUGUUGUCCAACCAAAUGUUAUCCGGAAUUCCUGAAGUUGAUUUAGGAAUAGAAGCUAAGAUAAAAAACAUUGAAGCUACCGAGGAAGCAAAAUUAAAAUUACUGUGGGAAAAACAUCGAAAGCAAGAAGGGCCAUUAUCAAUUGUCCCAUCAAAUAUCAACAUUGACAAUAAGUGGUAA